CUUUAGGCCCUGGCUUGUUUGUCAUUAGGGGGCGUGUAGCCUCUCGGAAGAGCUUGUUCUUGCUCGCCUGGUAGCAUCUACUCUAGAGCUACAUGCUCAGAGUGCGCAGCAGACUAGAGCUCUCCAAGCGCUUCACAGGAGCUUGCCGUAGAGCUAGUAGGCAGGCUUCAGUCUCUGUACCGCUGGAAACAUGGCGGCUGGCCCGGGAUCGGCCAGCAGUGGCCACGGAGGUGGCCGAAGCUCUGGCGGCUUUGAGGCCUCUUUGGACCGGCGCUUUUCCGGAGUUUCCAACACUAUGGAUUCAAUACAAGGACUGUGUGGCUGGUGCAUCGAAAACAAGAAACACCACGCUGUUAUCGUGCGCUACUGGAUGAAGUGGCUCAAGAAAUCUGAUGCAAGCCAUAGGCUGAACCUCUUCUACCUGGCCAAUGAUGUCAUCCAGAAUGCCAAGAGGAGGAAUGCCAUCGUGUUCCGCACCUCAUUUGCUGAUGUGUUGCCAGACGCUGCUCUGCUGGUCAGGGACCCGAAGGUGUACAAGUCUGUGGAGCGUAUCUUCACUAUCUGGCAGGAGAGGAGUGUGUACCCGGAGGAGUUCGUCACAGAGCUGAAGAGCAACCUCCUCAAGAAGGAGGAGAAGAAGGAGAAGGAGAAGGAGAAACCCAAGGAGAAGCCUCCUCCUCCACAAGCUACCCAACCGCCACCCAACUCAAAAACUGCCCUGAAGUCCAAGGUGGUUGCAGAGUUUGCACCGCAGGUGUUUAUCGAUCAGCUGGUUGGCUACCAGCGUUCUCUGGAGGAGGCGGACCUAAGGCAGCAGCAGCUGGCGGCACUCAGAGUGGACGUCUGCAAUGUCAACAGCGCUGAGGCACUCAAGAGACUCAAAGAUAAGGCGGGUGGCAAGAGGUUCUCCACUGACUUUGAGGACGGCAGCAUGAGGCUGCAGGAGUAUGUGGCCUUCCUGGAGGAGCAGAUGCAGUCAGGACCCCCCCUGCUGGAGGCUCUCGGUAACGCGGACAUCUUCUACGAGAUGCAAUUCAAGGAGGUCAAGAUCGUGGCCAAUGCCUACCGGACGUUUGCCAACCGCGUGGCGAACCUGAAGCGUAAGCUGGAUGCCCUGAGAGCCACGCUGCCCGAUCCCGAUGACUCGCCCAUUCCCUCCCCCUCUGAAGACGUCCCUUCCCCCGCAGGGUCUGACUCGCCCCUCAGGGCCCCCCUGGGGCUGUCCAGGGGGAAUGACAACCGAGAUGUGGAGGACAUGGACCUGUCUGAUGAGGAGGAAGCGGCCGGCUCUGAAGCCAUCAUUGAAGAGAGGCGAGAGAAAGCAGCAGCGUCCUCAGCAGUGGUACCCAAGGCAGCCGCGGCAUCAGUUCCAGCAUCAGCAUCCUUCAGACCUCUAUCAUCUAUAGCCACGCCUGCAAAGGCUGCAUCACUGGCACCCACGGCCAAUCAGACGGCAGCAGCGGUACCCUCGGCCAAUCAGACUCUUCCAUCGCCCAGCGUAGCCACUCCCAGCAACCCUACGGCUGCAGCGGGCCCCUCCCCCUCCUCUCUGCAGGUCAAUCUGGCUAACGUGGACCUGGGAAAGAUCAGCUCGAUACUGAGCAGCAUAACCAGUGCUAUGAAGGGAUCAGGAGUGAGCCCUGGCUCGCGGCCGUCUCCGACCACACCCACCACUCCCUCCAAGCAGCCAACCACAGCUCUCAAAUCCCCAGGUCCCACCCCCGGCACGCCUCCCUCAGCCAAUCCGCUGGCCAGCAUCCUGUCGCGAGUGGACAUCACCCCUGAAGGCAUCUUGAACGCGCUCAGCAAAACCCAGGCACAUAGCCCUGGCCUGCAGGGCCUCUCCUCCCUGCUGUCCAGCGUAUCAGGCAGCUCCUCUGCCACCCAGAGCACCUCCAGUGCCACCACCUCUCAGCUCUCCUCCGCCUCCUCAGUCACCCCGGCGACGGGAACCACGCCCACCGCCGCCACGCUCAAGGCCAAGGCCUCGCCCAGCAGCAACAACAACAGCGCCAAGCGCGACCUGGAGCGCAUGCGCGAGUGGGAGAAAGUGAAAGAGAGGGAGAGGGAGAAGGAGAGGGAGAAGGAGCUGCAGAUGGAGAGGCAGAGGCAGAAAGAGCUGGAGAAACAGAGGGAGAGAGAGCAGCGAGAGAAGGAGCGAGAGAGGGAGAGGGAGAAAGAGAGGGAAAGGGAGAGGGAGCGCGAGAGGGCCAAGGAGGCGGCGCAAGCGGCCAGAGCGGCGGCGGCGGCGGCGACCGCCAUGCCCAGCCUGGACUCCAAGAUCCACCACUUCCUGCAGGGCAACCCCGCCUUCUCCCUGGGGCUGGACGCCGAGAGCCAGAGCCCCCUGCUGGCGGGCGACGAUAACGCGGACGGCACGCCGGUGCGGGACGAGGCGGCCGCCACCCCCACGCAGGACGAGAUGAUGGACCCCCCGGGGCCUCCAGAGGUGCCCGCGAAACCCCCACCGGUCGCCCCCUCGCUGGGCCGCCCCAACCUCUCUCCCACCGCCUACCGAGCGGACCUGUGGGACGCGGUCAUCACCCCGCGGGAGCUGCUGCUGAACGAACCGGCCCAGCAGCGGCCCGGCGACGGCGACUACCGGCCGUCCGCCGUGAUGCGCCACACGCCCUUCCCCACGCCCCCCGUGCAGCGCCACGCGCCCCAGUUCAGCACCGCGCCCACGCCCUCCCCCAAGAAGGCCGGCAAAACCCCCAACACCACUGCUGCCAGGACCAAGGAUGACGAGGCCCCCCCCAAGAGGAAGGCUCCCGCCGGGGGUGCCGCGGGGGCGACGGAGGGGGUCCACAAAGCCAAACUGAGCCGCAAGUCUAGCGGCGGGUCCGAGGACGGAGGAGGUGACGAGAAGAGCAAGAAAGGAGGCGCGAAGGCCUCGGCAGCGUCAGCGCACCCUGGUGGCGGAGAGCAGUACCACCGCAUCGAGACUGUGGUGUCGUCCGUGUCCGAGGGCCUGGACCCGGCGGCGUACCGGAGGCUGUCGGGCGAGCGCAUCCAGACUGUGGAGGGCCUGCGCAUGAUUGGCCGAGGCUCCCGGAGGGGCGGCGUCAGCGCCAAACGCGGCUCCGGGUCUUGGUACGAAGAGCAGGCGUACAUGGAUGAGGAGUUGGAGGAUGAGGAGGAGCUGAUGCCCCCAUCGCCCGCCUUGCACAUGCCCCCACAGCAACAACACGCACCGCACCCGCAACACGCGCCACACCCGCACCCACCACAGCACACGCACAUGCCCCAGGGGCCGUACCCGGGGCCGGGGCCCGUGCCCUUCGCCACAGAGGAGCCCCGUCACCCAUCGGGCCCCCCGCACGUACCGCACCAGCACCCGCACGCGCCACCACACACACAACACCCGCAGGCGCACCCACUCACACACCCACCGCCCCCACCACACCAACAUCAGCAUCAACACCCGCAGAUGCCGCAAGCUGCACCCCCUUGCCCACCUCACCCCUCGGCCCCUCUCUUCUUCCCCCCUCCCUGCCCCCCAUCCCCCAGCGCAUUCCUCGCCACCACCACGGCGGUCAUGGUCGGCGGGGUGCUCGUGCCCAUCGAUCGAGUGCUGCCCAACCCCCCGCAAAACCCCAAUGCCAACCGGCACCAGCACCAGCCCCAACAACACCACCACCACCAGCCGCCCGAGAGCUCUGAGCGCGAGCGCGGCAUGGGCAUGGGUAUGGGCAUGGGCGCUGGGCCGGGGGGUCCGCCCAACCUCCACACCCGAGACCGAGACCACCGCGAUCACCGCGAACACCACCACCACAGCCGAGACAGAGACCACCGGGAUCACCGCGAGAUCCGCGAGCGAGACCUCAGAGAGCGCGAGAUCAGAGAGCGCGAGCGAGAGAGAGACAUGAGGGAGCGCGAGAUGAGAGAGCGAGACAUGCGAGAGCGAGAGAUGAGGGAGAGAGACAUGAUGCGAGAGAGAGAGUUCAGGGACAGAGACAUGCGGGAACGCGAGAUGAGAGACAGAGAACUCAGAGAGCGAGAUAUCCGAGAUAUCAGAGACCGAGAGAGCAGAGACAGGGAGAGAUCGCGGGAGCGAGAUCGCGACCACCGUGACCAUCGCGAUCGAGACGGCAGAGUAGGGAGGUCCCCCACGAUCCCGCCACCGCCUCCCCCUCCCCCUCCCCCACACCCCCUCAUGUCCUCUCUGCUCGGAGAUCCCCCCUCCCUGCCUGGGAGGCCAGGCACGGUGAAGGAACACUUCGCCCCGCGCCACACCCCCCCUCUGCACCGGCCGGGCACCCCAGGAAACCCCCCUCCCCUCCUGGGGCUGAUGAAGGAUGGCCCCCCUGGUCCCUCUGGGCCUUCCUCUGGUGGUCCCUCUCCCUCCCCUUCGCCCACGACCCCCACCCCUACACCCAACACCCCUAACACGCCUAAUACCCCUAACACUCCCAACACCCCUACCCCAAGCACCCCAUCCUCCUCCUCCUCCUCCCCUUCCCCAUCUGACCCCCCCUCUGCAGCUCUGCCCAAGCAGUCCUCCUCUUCCCGCCUGCCCACCUCCGACAAAAACAGCAAAGCCCCCGGCACCCCCACAGCCCCCGGUCCCACGCCUUCCCGAAACAACACCCCCAACACCAACACCACCCCCACCCCCAACCCCAACCCCAACAACCCCCGCCGAGUCCCGCCGCCCUCCCCCGCCUCCCUGCUGCGGCUGCCCAACCUCACCCUGCCCCUGCGCGCCCCCACCCUGCCCACCCCCCCUCGCAGAGGCCUGGGCAUCCGCGGCUCUGGCCAGCCCCCCCUCCUCAUGAACCCCCCGCCCCGCUUCGACAGGAAGCACCCCCUCUUCACCGCGGGGAACAAGCGGCCCCCCGCCUUCAGCCCGAGGGGAGGGGCAGUGUUCCCCCCCAAACGGCCCUUCAUGCCCCCGCGCUACUGA
Messenger RNA from Engraulis encrasicolus (European anchovy), 4906 nucleotides. RefSeq names its product regulation of nuclear pre-mRNA domain containing 2b (gene rprd2b). Gene Ontology annotation, biological process: mRNA 3'-end processing. Gene Ontology annotation, molecular function: RNA polymerase II complex binding. NCBI's taxonomy places the organism in Eukaryota, Metazoa, Chordata, Actinopteri, Clupeiformes, Engraulidae. Bases 191 to 4906 code for a protein of 1571 amino acids. The record is from RefSeq and is a predicted model, not a curated record. The transcript is spliced from 11 exons.